GAGGGGCCGGCGGGCCCGGGGCGGCGGCGGGGGGAGCGGGACACCCCUCCCUGCGGGCGGCGCGGCGCGGGAGCCCCACCGCCUGACAGCUGGGCUUCCGCCGCUCUGCGCCUGCCGAAAAUCCGGUUGUAUGAGUUUAUCGCAUUAAAACAAAACAAAGGGAUCUGAAGUCGCAAGAAGGUUAAAAGCGAAGGCUGCGGUCCUGCGCGCGUGCCGAUGCAGAAGUGGGUGCCCCUCAUCGCCCCCCCUCCAAACCAACAGCCGACUUGUUUUUGCUGUCAUAGCACAUAGCCUGUUGUUGCAGAAUCUGCUAGAGUUGUAUGCUAACUUUGUGUCCGCAGGAUGUGCCACUAUUCUAGCCUUGCACUUUUGUGACUCAAAAGCAAAGUGAGUCGUUUGGGUAGAGCAGAAAAAACAUCUUUUGCUCUGACUGUUAUUGUUGUUUCACAGUUUUAGGAGAGUGCAGAAAUGUCUCCCUUCGAAAAUAAAGCACUGAUACUGGGCAUAAUGGCAGGGACUGCUGGAAUAAGCCUGAUGCUGAUUUGGUACCGUAAGAUCCGAAAACCUGGUGCAGCUGUGCACGUACCUGCGUUCCUAGAUGUAGGUAACAGGCUUAAUUCUGUGGGCCUCCAAAAUGAAGCUCCUGCUGAGCAAGGAGUAGUAAUGGUUUUACAUGGAAGGCAACUGCAGAUGCUGGAAAAAUUGAAUGGCUUGCUAGUAAGUGUGGAUGAACUGAAGAGAGAGGUGAAAUUUCUGAAAGAAGCUAUUCCAAAGCUUGAGGAGCUUGUUCGAAGUGAGCUUCAAAGGAAGAGAGAUGUUCAGAGAGUUAGCCCAUCACACAGAGCAACGAAGCGGAGAAAAGCUUCCGGUGCAGCAGAAACUACCAGCUCUGAGGAGGCCGAAAGUGAAGGAGGUUAUCUUACAGCUCAUACUGAUUCUGAAGGAGAGUUUGAGGAAGAAAAGGGAUGGAUGAAAUCACCUGAUACCAUUGUGAAAUCAGAAGAGGAAGAGUUAUUUAAUCUUUUACAGCAGGUGGACAAUUUGCACAAGGGUUCAGAAGAUGAUAAAAAGGAGGGCUUCAGACUGCUGAUCGAGAAAGGUGACAAGUAUGAAAACUACGUGGACUUUCUUUGGAGACUUGCACGCGCUUAUGGAGAUCUGUUUGAGAUGACUACUGAUGCUGGGGAGAAGAGGAAAUACGUUACUGAUGGAAAGAUUAAAGCUGAAAAGGCUGUUCAGCUGGAUGCCAGGAGUGCUGAGAGUCACCAGUGGUUUGCAAUUAUGUGUGGCUAUAUGUCUCAGUUUGAAAGUGUACAAAACAAAAUCAGGAAUGGUUAUCUCUUUAAGGAGCACCUAGACAAAGCAAUUGAACUUAAGCCUCAAGAUCCUCUUCUGUAUUACCUAAAUGGAAGAUGGUGCUAUUCAGUAGCUCAGUUGUCUUGGAUUGAAAAGAAAGUAGCUGCAGCUCUCUUUGGGACUCCACCAACUUCAACAGUAGAAGAAGCAUUGCAGAAUUUCCUUAAGGCAGAAGAAAUGCGUCCAGGAUAUUCCAAAUGCAAUUAUGUGUAUUUGGCAAAGUGUUAUAAAGAUCUUGGCCAGAAAAACAAUGCACUGAAGUACUGUGAUUCUGCACUGUCAGUUCUCUCAGUUACUAAUGAGGAUAAAGAGGCCCAGAAAGACUUAGAGGCUUUACUUCUCACAUUGAAGCUGUGAUACUGUACACUCUUCACGCUGAUAAAAUUGCAAAACUAAAAUGGGAAUCUACAGUGAAUGGGAACUGCGGGUGAAUUCCGGCUAAUUCAUCGAUCUUAGCUGGCUUGGAUCAUGGCCUUUAAGCAUCUGGUGAUUAUGAUAUGAAAAUGAUGCAUUCAUUUUUGAUUAUUUAUAAUCUUGUACUGAAGUUUAAUUUUAGAUUGCUGACACUGUGAGUCUGAUUCUCUGAAUAUGAAGUCCACUGCUGGCAAUGGACAUACUGGGGGUUAGAAUGCAAAAUGCAUAAAUCUCACUCUUUGAAAGAUCAACUGACUAGUAUGUGAUGCCAGCAUAGAACUGUGUGUAGCAAAACCAAAAUGUUUCUAUAAUAAAUUAUAUUUGUAUCAAGUAAUUUACACAGAUGUGUACAAAAAAAUCAUGAAUGUUUAUGUUUGCACAUUACUCUUAUAAAAUUAGAAUCUCAUUGAAGUUAAAGAAGAAGCUUUUGUCUCCAGAAAGCUGUUUUUACUUAAACCUACUGUUGGUUUUACAUGGAAAUGUGAAAACUUUAUAAAUUAAAUAUUAAAAUUAUAUUUUAUUUGUAACAUCAAGUACAAUAUUAAAAAUCAGACCAAUGAAA
Messenger RNA from Phalacrocorax carbo (great cormorant), 2332 nucleotides. NCBI's taxonomy places the organism in Eukaryota, Metazoa, Chordata, Aves, Suliformes, Phalacrocoracidae. The record is from RefSeq and is a predicted model, not a curated record.